CCGCCUUGGCCUCCAAGCCAGAUUUUCUUGAUUUUCCCCUCCCUCUUCCCCCUAUAAAUCCUCCCAGUUCUGCAUCCCUCUCCCUUCGAUUCUCCUUCCUCUCUGUCAAAGAGAGAACAUUGUGGCACAAUAAAAAGAAAAAAUCGCAAGAACCUACUUGGGUCUGGUUUAUACUUAACGAAUAAUCUGAAGUAACAUUUUUUGGGGUUCCAUUUUUUGCCUGAAUUAUCGUCGACCGUUCUUCGUCAGAUUAAUUAGCGGUUGAAGGUUGUGUUGGGUUGAUUCUUGUGGUUAAAAUUUCGACUGUCUGGCAAUUAGGGAUAUUAGGAAUUUCACAUCUUCAAAUCAGAAUAUGAGCUUUCCAGUACAGCGCAACAGAAGAGAUAAUCGGUCAAGGAAUAGAACUACUAGUCCUGUUCAAGGUGCUCGACGUGAGUGGGUCCUGCGUGGUCCGGCUCCCAUUGCCACCACCGCUGCUCCCACUCCCACCACUGCCGCUAUACCUCCUACCAAUUACAGCCCUGCGGUGGCUGCUGAUGAUGUGAUUAGAAAUGGAAACAAUGGGGACCAGAAUGGCAGGUCAGUUCCACCUGCUAACAGGACCAGGAGCACUUCAGGAGCCAGAUGCAUUAUGCGUCAGCAUUCGAAUCAGAGGAGGGAGCGGGAUAAAGAGAAGCAGAGGGAUCAUAGUAGAGAGGUAAAAGGGUCGAAGGAUCUUAACUUACCUUUACUUGUCCAAGAAAUUCAGGAUAAGUUGAUGAAAGGUUCUGUGGAGUGCAUGAUUUGUUAUGAUAUGGUAAGGAGGUCUGCACCAAUCUGGUCAUGUUCUAGCUGUUAUUCUAUUUUUCACUUAGCAUGUAUUAAGAAAUGGGCAAGGGCUCCUACUUCAGUCGACUUGUCAGCAGAGAAGGGUCAGGGGUGUAACUGGAGGUGCCCUGGUUGUCAAGCUGUACAGCUCAUGUCCUCGAAGGAGAUUCGGUAUGUUUGUUUUUGUGGGAAAAGGCAGGAUCCUCCUCCUGAUUUGUAUUUGACUCCCCAUUCUUGUGGAGAGCCUUGUGGCAAGGCACUUGAGAAGGAAGUUCCUGGUUCAGGUAUGGCAAAGGAGGAUCUUUGUCCUCAUCUAUGUGUCCUGCAAUGUCAUCCUGGUCCUUGUCCUCCUUGUAAAGCUUUUGCUCCGGCAAGGUGGUGCCCCUGUGGGAAGCAAGUAAUCACUACAAGAUGCUCUGAUCGAAAGUCUGUUCUUACAUGUGGACAGCGGUGUGAUAAGCUUCUUGAUUGUGGGCGUCAUCGUUGUGAGCGGACUUGCCAUGUUGGUCCUUGUGAUCCAUGUGACGUGCUGGUUAAUGCCUCAUGUUUUUGCAAGAAGAAGAUUGAGGUUGUGCUUUGUGGAGACAUGGUUGUGAAAGGAGAAAUUAGAGCAGACGAUGGUGUCUUUUCUUGUAGUUCUAUCUGUGAGAAGAAAUUGGGCUGCAGGAAUCAUUUUUGUGAUGAUAUAUGCCAUCCUGGACCGUGUGGAGAAUGUGACUUGUUGCCAAGUAAAAUUAAAACAUGCUGCUGUGGUAAAAUGAGGUUAAAGGAAGAUCGAGAGAGUUGUCUGGACCCAAUUUCAACAUGUUCACAAACCUGUGGUAAAAGCCUGCCCUGUGGGGUUCAUCAUUGUAAAGAGAUGUGUCAUACUGGAGUUUGUGCACCUUGUCCUGUUUUGGUUACUCAAAAAUGCCGCUGUGGUUCGACUUCUCGGACUGUGGAGUGCUACAGAACAACAGCAGAAAAUGAAAAUUUUACUUGUGACAGACCUUGUGGGCAGAAGAAAAAUUGUGGGAGGCACCGAUGCAGCGAGAGGUGCUGUCCUUUGUCAAAUCCAAACAAAUCCUUUUCUGGUGAUUGGGAUCCACACUUGUGCUCAAUGCCAUGUGGUAAGAAGUUAAGGUGCAGGCAGCAUUCCUGCCACUCAUUCUGUCACAGUGGCCAUUGUCCUCCCUGCCUAGAUACAAUUUUCACCGACUUGACUUGCACUUGUGGAAGGACAUCAAUUCCUCCUCCACUGCCUUGUGGUACACCUCCUCCUUCUUGUCAGUAUCCCUGCUCAGUUCCUCAGCCUUGUGGCCAUCCAUCCACUCACAGCUGCCACCUUGGAGACUGCCCACCCUGCACGAUACCUAUAGCAAAAGAGUGCAUUGGUGGACAUGUGGUCCUGAGGAACAUUCCUUGUGGUUCAAAGGAUAUACGAUGUAACAAACUUUGUGGUAAGACGAGGCAGUGUGGUUUGCAUGCAUGUGCUCGAACUUGUCAUCCUUCACCUUGUGAUACUCCUAGUGGAACUAGUAUUGGCUCAAGAGCUUCUUGUGGGCAGCCCUGUGGUGCUCCGAGGAGGGAUUGCCGGCAUACAUGCACUGCUCUUUGUCACCCAACUGGUUCCUGUCCUGAUGUAAGAUGUGAGUUUCCUGUUUCGAUUACAUGUUCUUGUGGGCGAAUAAAUGCUACUGUUCCUUGUGAUGCUGGAGGCAGUGGUGGUGGGUAUAGCAGCGAUACAGUUUUAGAAGCUUCUAUAGUCCAGAAGUUGCCGGCGCCUCUUCAACCUGUUGAAGGUAAUGUAAAGGUGCCACUUGGUCAGAGGAAACUGAUGUGCGAUGAUGAAUGUGCAAAGACUGAAAGAAAAAAGGUGCUUGCUGAUGCUUUUGGUGUUACAACUCCAAACUUGGAUGCACUUCACUUUGGUGAGAAUGCUGUUGUUUCUGAAGUGCUCAGUGAUCUACUACGUAGGGAACCUAAAUGGGUGCUGUCUGUGGAAGAGAGAUGCAAAUAUCUGGUUCUAGGAAGGGGCAGAGGUGGAAUUAAUGCUGUUAAAGUUCAUGUCUUUUGCCCAAUGUCAAAGGAAAAGAGAGACAUUGUCAGGUUAAUAGCCGAAAGAUGGAAACUUUCAGUAAAUGCUGCUGGUUGGGAGCCAAAAAGAUUCAUUGUUCUUCAUGUCACACCAAAGUCCAAAGCUCCCGCUCGCAUACUUGGUCUGAAGGGCUGUCUUGCCAGUAACAUGUUGCAGCCACCAGUUUUCGAUCCUCUGGUAGACAUGGAUCCCAGGCUUGUUGUCGCUCUAUUUGAUUUGCCUAGGGAUGCCGACAUUAGCGCAUUGGUUCUGAGGUUUGGUGGUGAAUGUGAGCUGGUCUGGCUGAAUGACAAGAAUGCUUUGGCUGUUUUUAGUGAUCCUGCCCGAGCAGCAACUGCCAUGAGAAGAUUGGAUCAAGGUUCAUUGUAUUAUGGUGCUGUUGUAGUUCCUCACCAUGGUGGAGCAUCAGCUACAGCCGUAGCAGCUGCAGCUGCAGCCAAUGCUUGGGGAGCAACGGGACCAUCCAAGGAUGGUGGUGCAGUUACAGCUCUCAAGACGAAUCCUUGGAAGAAAGCUGUAAUGCAGGAACCUGAUGGGAGGGAGAGUUCAUGGGGUGCUGAGGACUGGUCAGAUAAUUCUGUUGAUGUGCACUCAUCCAUUCGGAAGGGAAAUGAAGUUCCGAUAUCUGCCACAAACAGAUGGAGUGUUCUAGAUUCUGAAAAUAGUUCGUCUACAUCAUCUGGCAGGAAUGACGAUUCUAGGAACAAGCCAGGAACUCCUCUAGUUUCCAGUGUUAAGCCGAGUUCAAGUAGUUCAGUUCUGCCUGGACAACCACAAGGAGCAGGGAUCAAUGAGAUAUCUGAUGUAGUGGACGAUUGGGAGAAGGCAUACGAUUGAGAAAGACCUUUAAUUCAUCAACUCUUCAAGCAUUCAGAAAGCAGCAAGAGUCAUAUAGUCGCUCCUGUAUAUUCUUUUUUUCAUUUGUUUUGUUUUGAAAUGCAAUUUUGGUGGUUGUGUUUUAUUUUGCUUGUUUAAUACACAACCUAUAUAUGUAUAAUCCCUUUCUCCUCCUUCUUAAGAAUGCCCAGAAAAAAUGGGAAUGUAAAAAUCACAGAAGGAAGCAUCUGCUUUGGUGGAAUGCUGCUUGUGGGAAUGCUCAUAGAAGUGCAUUCUAAAUGAAUGACUUAGUUGUCAAAUA
This is a messenger RNA of Coffea arabica (coffee), 4022 nucleotides long. Its product is annotated as NF-X1-type zinc finger protein NFXL1. NCBI's taxonomy places the organism in Eukaryota, Viridiplantae, Streptophyta, Magnoliopsida, Gentianales, Rubiaceae. Gene Ontology annotation, biological process: regulation of DNA-templated transcription. The record is from RefSeq and is a predicted model, not a curated record. Gene Ontology annotation, cellular component: nucleus. Gene Ontology annotation, molecular function: DNA-binding transcription factor activity, RNA polymerase II-specific; RNA polymerase II transcription regulatory region sequence-specific DNA binding; zinc ion binding.